GAGGGUUCCCUGCCACACUGAGAUGGACAUAGAAGAAAUGUUCUUCCAUCUCUGUGAGGAGGUUGCCAGGCUGCAGGAUCUUUGCAGCAAGCAGGGCAAGCUCCUCCAGAAGCUGACAGCCAGGAGAGGACCCAUCCUUGAUCUCCCUGUGUCGCUGCCGAUCCAGUGCACGGAGGGAAUGGCCCCUGGGGAAGGGGGAAGGCAACAGGAUGGCCAUCAGAAAUGCUCAGAGGCCCUGGCAGCCAGUGCCUCUGCCACAGAGGGCUCUGCUCACCCCCUGGCACAGCCACAAGCUGCCAGCACGCUGCCCACCUUCAGCACCUUCGUGUCAGGCGCUGCCAGCGACCCCAUCUGCAGCAAUGGAAGUGGAGGAGUGGCUCUUGCCAUGGCUCUUGGCAGCAGCAAAGCAGAGAGGAGAGACAAGGUGGAUGUAGAGACGUGGCUGAAAAGCUGUCAGAUGCUUCCUACCAUGCAGAAGGAGGGAGUGAGAGCUUGCUGCAGCCCACAGGAGCUGGUGGCACCAAACCCAGGUGCUGGGGACUCCUUCCUCACUCUUCUGGACCUUUAUGAAGCCCCAGAAACCCUUCAGGGGGAAGAUGUUCCCAGCCAAAGUGCUUUGCUUGCAGAGGCAAAAGUUCCAGUAGAGAUCAGAGGACCUGGGAAGCCCUCCUGGACACCACGCUGGGUGCUGGAGGAUGGGACCCUCGGACAGGGCACUGUCCUCACCUCUGAGGAUGCUCAGGUGUGUGACAUUUGCCAGGAGAUUUUCCCCUUGGAUGCAGGAGGCCAAGAGGACUAUUUAAAGCACAUCUUAACACAUAUGAAGUAG
Colius striatus (speckled mousebird) is the source of this 829-nucleotide messenger RNA. RefSeq lists its product as uncharacterized. The transcript is spliced from 4 exons. The record is from RefSeq and is a predicted model, not a curated record. Gene Ontology annotation, biological process: canonical NF-kappaB signal transduction. The coding region runs from base 23 to 829 and encodes 268 amino acids. Lineage: Eukaryota; Metazoa; Chordata; Aves; Coliiformes; Coliidae.